AUGUAUGAGGCCGUUGACCAGGAACUCGACCCACUGGAAAAGUUUAACAUCAUUACCCCGGUCGAAUAUUCGGAGUGGGCUGCUCCGAUCGUCGUUGUCCGUAAAGCCAAUGGUUCCAUUCUAAUUUGUGGAGACUAUUCCCCGGGGCUGAACGCUGCACUCCAACCAAAUCAGUAUCCACUUUGCCUGCCGGACGACAUCUUCGCCAAGCUGGCUAGCUGUGGAAAUGGAUGGACAGUACCGAAAGUUUACCAUACGCAUCGUGACCCCUACUCCUACAACCACCUCCUGCCGGGUGUGAAGAUCGCACUUGGUGCGUUGAAGCAGCUCAUCGAUACAAUGCUAGCCGUCCUGCAGUGCACCUGUGGCCACCUCGAUGACAUCAUCGUCGGUGGAAAAACUGAAGAAUACCACGAUCGCAAUUUACGGGCAGUUCUAAAACGAAUUCAAGAUUUCGGGUUCACCGUUCGAGUCGAGAAGUGCACCUUAAGCAAGUAG
Messenger RNA from Topomyia yanbarensis, 498 nucleotides. RefSeq lists its product as uncharacterized. The record is from RefSeq and is a predicted model, not a curated record. Lineage: Eukaryota; Metazoa; Arthropoda; Insecta; Diptera; Culicidae. Bases 1 to 498 code for a protein of 165 amino acids. The transcript has 2 exons.